Messenger RNA from Volvox carteri f. nagariensis, 1158 nucleotides. RefSeq lists its product as uncharacterized. The coding region runs from base 1 to 1158 and encodes 385 amino acids. NCBI's taxonomy places the organism in Eukaryota, Viridiplantae, Chlorophyta, Chlorophyceae, Chlamydomonadales, Volvocaceae. The transcript has 6 exons. The record is from RefSeq and is a predicted model, not a curated record.
AUGCUUAAAACCCCCAGUCAAAUCAAAGCCUUAAAACUGAAAGCCCUCCUUCCAGGCCUCAUUUUAGACGUCGCAUCAAAGUCCAGGGGACUCGGCUCCUCGGUACUUCUGCAGCUCCGUGACAGGCCAGGUACAUUGGCGGCAUACUCAGCAGAAAGGUUCCCGAUUUCCGCCGCCACCGCAGUCUCAACGGCGGCGGCGACGACGGCAGCGGCGACGGCAGUUGGCUGCCUUGUGGACAGUAAGGAGGUGGCUGUCUCUUCGACAGCACUGCCGCCGCCGUGGCUGCGCCGCGGCGUGGCGGCCUCGUGCACGAUAGGCCGGCCGUGUACGACUGAGCUUGCCGGUAGCUGCAGUGAGUGCAGGUACGGCGGAACGGCUAGCACUGUCGCCAGCGGGGUUGCCCCGCCGCCGCUGCCGCCGCUGCCCCCUUGCUCCGAAACCACUGCUGUUGGCGUCAAGACGCCGUCGGCCCCAAGCACAACGCUGCCGGUUGAGCAACUCACGACGGGCAGUUCAGAGGCCAACUCGCCGAGGCCGUGUGGCAUUGUGCCUUGUGCACCACCGCCAGCGCCCAAAAUAUCUGGCCUGCCGUACACCGUGCUCACUGCCGCCGGAUCGACGGCGGUGGCGGCGUCAAGGGCUGCCGCGUCAGCGGGCAGUAGCAGCGGCCCCUUCAGCGGCGGCAGCCGCGACAGCCUCCUCAGCCGCCACAGUGGACGCGCCGCCGCCCAACACGGCUACUGCCCAAGCACCGGAGCCUCCAACCGCCCAACACUGAGAACCCUGUGCAGCGCCCACGGGAGGCUGCCAUCGGCAACUGUCUCAGCCGCCGCCAUCGCUGUCCGCAACCCAGGCUCGGACUGCUCUGGGGUUGACUUCAGAAGUAGCUGUUGCUGCUGCUGCUGCUGCAAUAGCUCCUGCGGUGGCACUGGCGGCAGUGAUGACGGCGGCGGCGGCGGCUUCAAUGCCUCUUCCGUCUGCUGCGGUAGAGUGGCAACGGUGGGGGCGGCUCCAGUACCUCCGAAGGCUGCUGCAGCUCUAGCUGCUGCUGCUUGUGUUGCUGCCCAUUAUGCUGCUGAUGAUGAUGAGUAUGAGGCAGAGGCAGCGGCGCCGGCGGCGACGGAGGCACGUGCAACCAGUUCGCCCGCUGCCUGA